This is a messenger RNA of Lactuca saligna, 905 nucleotides long. The record is from the annotation of a GenBank genome assembly. Lineage: Eukaryota; Viridiplantae; Streptophyta; Magnoliopsida; Asterales; Asteraceae.
AAUACCCUCUCACUCACACUCCCUAUCUCUAGUCUCUACCUCUUCAUCUUCUCCAACCUUCUUGCUCCUCAGCUUACAUCACAACAAUGGCUACUCGGGUUCUUCUUCUUCUCCUCUUCUCCUCCAUGGUCGCUCACUCCAGUGCAUCAUGGUGUGUGUGCAAAAAAGGUGGAAACGAUAAGGUGUUACAGAUGGCAAUAGACUACGCCUGUGGAAAUGGCGCAGACUGCACCCAGACCCACCAAGGCGGCAAAUGUUACAACCCGGACACCGUCAUCGACCACUGCAACUACGCCGUCAACAGCUACUUUCAGAACAAACGUCAGGCACCGGAGGCCUGUGUCUUCAAUGGUGCAGCCAUGGUGGUCAACGUUGACCCCAGUGCUAAUGGGUGUACGUAUCCUUCUUCCGCCAGUGGCAGUGGUACAACGAUGCCAGGUGGCAACACGAGAACACCAGGUUCCACCACUGUGACGGCGUCAGGCGGCAGCACAACCACUCCAUAUGGGAACAACCCAGGCAACACGGGGGUGUUAGGUGGCGGUGUUGGGACGGGUUUGGGUCCAACAGGAGGUGGUAUGAACGAUGUUAGCGGUGGUGGGCGGCGGAGGAGUUUUAGUGUGUUGGUGUUCGUGGUGGGUAUUAUUAUGGGCCCCACCCCACACAUCCCCAAACCCCAGCCCACCAAUUCCCUUCUUAGACCUGAAGUCGAUUUUGAACUCGAGAACAGGGUGUUAGAGUCGUCGCCGGAAACCUCUAAUUCUAAAGUCGUCGCCAUCAGCAAGCAUGUGAAUACCGACAUCGGAAGCUUUCAAACCCCAAAGUCACCAGAAACCUACAACUAUAAAGUCGUCGAAAACCUGCAACUUGUUUGUUCUUCUCCGCCUCCACGUGUCGCCUAUUAA